AUGGACAUCAAGUACCUCCGCAAAACCACUUACCUCCGAGGUCAGCCGAUCAGCGGACACCACAACUAUCAGUUCGCCUACCGCCAGUUCGAAUAUGGGUUGGCGAGCUUCUUCUUGCCCAACAAGCCGUUGACUUACCUCAUUGCACGGGAAAAUGUGGACUUCGAUCCACCUAUCGAGUCCAUCCUCCAGCAAGGUCAAGAGGAAGAUGAGUAUGGCCAUCCGAGAGCCGCUGAGCCUGAUGAAGAGAGUUCAGGAGAUGAUGAGGUCCCUGAGGAGUAA
This is a messenger RNA of Microthlaspi erraticum, 282 nucleotides long. Lineage: Eukaryota; Viridiplantae; Streptophyta; Magnoliopsida; Brassicales; Brassicaceae. The record is from the annotation of a GenBank genome assembly.